This is a messenger RNA of Capronia coronata CBS 617.96, 618 nucleotides long. RefSeq lists its product as uncharacterized. The record is from RefSeq and is a predicted model, not a curated record. Bases 1 to 618 code for a protein of 205 amino acids. Lineage: Eukaryota; Fungi; Ascomycota; Eurotiomycetes; Chaetothyriales; Herpotrichiellaceae. The transcript has 2 exons.
AUGGUCAUUGGCCUUCUCAUCCUCACCUCGAUUCCGACGGUGACCGGUGUCGCCCAAGCGAUUUCGGGCCAGAAGACACAGAAAGAGCGGGAGAAAGAUGCAAAGCGCAUGAAGAAGUUCCACAUUGACAUCUCCUGUGAAGUGCAAAGCACUCGCAUUGGAGAAAUUCACGGCAAGAGGCUGGUCUUACGCGACGAUCGCGUCUGGCUAGGUCCGCACGAGGCCCUAAAUCCAUGCUCGGAAGGUUAUGUUGCCGAAUCAUUCUAUAUCGAAUACCCGGACAACGAAAGAGUGCCGGUGGAGAUAGGUCUGGUCACUCAAGUUCGGGAUGAUCCUCCGUUAUUGAACUGGAUUUAUGUGGAUAAAGACACGAUGGAGUUGAAAUAUGGGAACAAAAGUGUUAGUAUAGCACAUCAUGUUGGGCCUUGGGAUUGGACAGAGGAUGAAAAAGGUAUCACUUUCGAUGGCAAAGAACGCUUCACGGCUGUUGAAGACCCUAAGACACACAGGUGGCAGAUAUAUUACGAUAUGGACAGUGAUGGACUGAGCAGAUAUGUACCAAAUAGUAGGCGUAAGAUGUCCGUAAGACUUGAGAGAACAUUGAUACCGGGCGUUUAG